AUGAUCGCGACCAGUCAGUCCGGAUACUCGCUGGUAUCAUGUCACAUCCCGCAGCCACAGCUGCCCUUGGGGCAGAUCCCUGUUACGCAGAGGUCCAGUGGCCUGGUGUCAGUGAGCCGAGCCGUGUCUCUGCCUGAGAGGGAGUGUCACAGCUGCCUCAGUCUGACCGAGGAGGAGGGCACCAGCGACAGCAGUCGAUAUGAGAACUCUUCUUCUCCAGAAGAACGCUCUCAGAUCCACAGGCUCAGGACUCCGAGGAAACUCUGCGCGCGCUCUCACAACUCCUUCAUCCCCAACUCAGAAAUGGAUGAAGACGAGGAUGACGAUAGUGAUGGGGAUAAUUUACACCGUUACUGUGAGGACUCUUCUUUCGUUUUGCACGGAAACACUAACUCCACCGUCACUAACGGUGUAAGGACUGUCAUCAGAGACUGGGGAUCGGAGUUUGAUGAAGAAUGGGAUCCUGAACAAUCAAACCAACGGUUUCACAGAUGCCUGUGCUAUCAGGCGAGUGAUGCUAGCUUAGCUUUAGGGGCUAAUGUUCCAGAGAGCUCCAACAGACUGAAGAGCAGCAGGUCCUGUUGUAUUCACAGUCUGCAGAAGUGCUCGCCUGAGUUAUUGUCAAACACUGAUUCCUCUUGUAACAGUUCUGAUGGCAUCCUUGUCAACUUCUGCACAAUCUACAACAGGAGCAACAAACCUGCCACCCCCCAGGACCUGAGCAGCCCCCCCCUGGAGCCAGCACCUGGUUGUGUGUUCCUGAACCUCCAGCCUGUCGGCCUCAGCCCGCUCUCCCCUCAGGCCUUGGACUCCAACUGUAACCUGUCUAGUGUGGAGCCGCAGCCCGCCGGCCUAUCUUCUCUGGAGGCUUCCGACCUGAACGGCUGUCUCCAAAGUCGAGGAGUGCUACAGAUGGGAACCAAUCAGAAGUACUAUAAGCUUGUGUCAUGUGACCUCUCCUCACAGUCACCCAGUCCAGCCUGGUGCAGCUCUCCGUCUACAGACAACAAAAAGGGAAGAGCGGAGCCAACAGAGAGUUCCUUUUCCACCACAGAGCUCCCUGUACCCUCCACCUCCGCCUCCGCCUCCUGGAGGAAGCACCCUCUGGGAAGCCCCCCUCCCCCCGUGGACCAUGAUCACUAUAAUGAAGAAGCCAGUGACAGGGGGCCGAGUUCAGGGCAAACUGUGGUGCGCUUCACUAAAGCCCAGAGGCCGACAUCACUUCCCAUCCAGCCCUUUGUUUUGCUCCCGAAAGAAAAGUCUCCUCUGGAGGCGGAGCUCCUUGGCGGCCUUCUUGAGCAGUAUGUUGGUCUAAAGAGCCGAGAAGGCUUCACCUUUAAGGGCAAGAGGAGUCAGUGCUUCAGGAACAUGCAGCUCUCUCCGAUGGGAAGCCAGUGCCCCGUCUUUCUGCAGGCUCCCUCCAGCUCAGACACCUGUUCUACUUGUACGCCCAGCCCUGAUUGUUUCAGACACGUAUGGAGUCGCUCAGGGACGAAUCCGUCCAUGUUGCAACUAGGCAGCAAACUUACAUAUGAUCAAACCAGCCCCUACUCAGACAAACAGGGACCAGUAAUCAGUAAAGCCACUUUGGUCAGAAUCCCCACACAAUGCAACCUUAUCCACCUCACUCCAGAGCAGCAGGAGCAACAGAUACACAGCUCCACCAGCUCACUACACACUCUAACCUCGCCCACUUUACCUUUAUCUGUAGACUCCCACAGUACUGUAACCCCGCCCACUUUACCUUUAUCUGUAGACUCCCACAGUACUGUAACCCCGCCCACUUUACCUAUAUCUGUAGACUCCCACAGUACUGUAACCCCGCCCACUUUACCUUUAUCUGUAGACCCCCACAGUACUCUGACCCCGCCCGCCUUACCUCCAUCUGUAGUGUCCAGUCAGGAGCCUGAAUCAGGCCAAAAUUCUCUGGUCCUGCCCCACACUGCACCAGUCUCUGGGUUUAUGCAUAGAACCCUGACCGCAGUGGCGUCGUCUCUGCUGAAGUCCUGGACGUCACAUGACUUCAGUCUCCAGAACAGUGAGAGGACACGUGGACAUCUGUCGCCUGAAACAUCCUACGAGUCCAUGUCCAUCAGUCAUCUUCAGAGGAGAGGUUUGCUGAAAGCUGUUAGCAAAGCGGUGGACUUAAUCCUGGUCCAUUUUGGCAGAAGUAGAGACCCAGAGGACAAGAUGCAACUCGGAGACAGCUCCUGCAGUCCGAUCAUCGCUGGUUUAGUUGUUGAACAUUUGUGUCCAUCGAUACAGUCCAUUCUGGAAGACGGGCUCAGGGAUCACCAACUGGAUCCAAUCAUUGGUCAAAAGCCGACUGAUUCCUGGAGGAUUGUGGAGCUAUCCACCAGAAUAGGUCCAUCCACCAAAGUUCUCCACAGUCUGGUCUCAAAGAUCAAACAAAAUCCUCAUCUCACAGACCACAGUAUGAGACUGAGAGCCUUCAUCAUGGGUCUCCUCAACCUCAGAUCAUUGGAGUUCUGGCUUAGUCAUCUUAAUAAUCAAAAAGACGUGGUGCGUACUCACUACCACACGUGGGGGUUCCUGCCCAUGUCUCUGGAGCAUUGUCAGCCACUUUUCCAGGAGCUGCUACUGCUAAUUCAGCCUCUGUCUGUUCUGCCCUUUGACCUCAACCUGCUGCUGGAGCCCCGCCUCCUACAGCACAAGAGGCUCUGGGCCGAGGACCGCAGCACCUAUUCUCCUCCACCUGCCCCUCCCUCGGCCCCUCCCUCUGGCCUUUUAGCCACCAGCUGGCCCCUGCUGCAGGCCCAGAGAAGUGGGCAUCAUGUUCACAUCCUAUCUCCAUCCCCACAACCACAGAGGGGUCGCUUGUCUGCUCCUGCUGCUGAACGGGAGUCGACAGAAAUGGCCAAUCACUGGUCCCAGAUCAGUGUGGAUCAGUGUCAGAGUGGACAGAGUGGACAGAGUGGACAGAGUGGACAGAGUGGACAGAGCCCAGGUUUACGCUGGGCCAAACUGUUCGGAGCAGCCGACCUAUCCUCAAACUCAGUCAGGAAUGCACAAACUCAGUCCAAGCACAAAAAGCGGUUCAGCAAGAAACCAUCUGAGUGGCUUCAGCUGGACAGAUGGCAGUUGGAACAAAUGGCUCAGUAUCUGGUGUCUAGGAAACUGCAAUAA
Knipowitschia caucasica is the source of this 3147-nucleotide messenger RNA. Lineage: Eukaryota; Metazoa; Chordata; Actinopteri; Gobiiformes; Gobiidae. The record is from the annotation of a GenBank genome assembly.